Messenger RNA from Mesitornis unicolor (brown roatelo), 905 nucleotides. It is a transcript of the gene DND1, whose product is annotated as DND microRNA-mediated repression inhibitor 1. Gene Ontology annotation, cellular component: nucleus; cytoplasm. The annotation marks the transcript as partial. The transcript has 4 exons. Gene Ontology annotation, molecular function: mRNA binding. Gene Ontology annotation, biological process: germ cell development; negative regulation of miRNA-mediated gene silencing; mRNA stabilization. The record is from RefSeq and is a predicted model, not a curated record. NCBI's taxonomy places the organism in Eukaryota, Metazoa, Chordata, Aves, Mesitornithiformes, Mesitornithidae.
AUGGCCCUGUGCGCCUGGGUGAAAGAAACCGGCAUCACCCUGGUGCAGAUCAACGGGCAGAGGCGAUACGGUGGCCCCCCUCCAGGCUGGGUGGGCGAUCCCCCGCCGGCCGGCUCGGAGGUGUUCAUCGGGUCCGGCGCCCCCACCGGGGCCUUCGCCUACGCCAAGUACAGCAGCCGGCGCGGCGCCAAGGAGGCCAUCGCCGCCUUCAACAACUUCGAGCUGCGGGAGGGCUGUGCCAUCUUGGUGUGCAGGAGCACGGAGAAGCGCGAGCUGAGAGUGGACGGCCUGGAUGCCUCGGUGAGCCGCCGCGAGCUGGAGGCCGUGCUGCGGCGGGUCACGGAGGGGGUCCUCAGCGUCACCCUGUACGUCAGCCCCUGCCAAAAAUGGGCCCGGCUCGCCCUGGUGAAAUACAGCUCACACCAGGCUGCUGCCAUGGCCAAGAAAACCCUGAUGGAAGGGAACGUGAGGCUCAGUGGGGCACAUACACGGGUGGAGUGGCUGAAACCCGACCUGAAGCAGAAGCUGCAGCCGUGCGAGGAGAAGCCAUCAUCCAGCCGGGUGCAAGGGGACAAGUGCCUGGAGGUCCCUAAGAAGGUGCCCACCUCUCUGGUGCUGUGCAACGCGCUGGACCGCCUGAACACCCUGUGCCAGCGGCGGUACCUGGGGAUGCCCCUGUUCUUCACCAAGUGCGUCCAGGUGUGCCCCAACGGGUGGCAGCGGUUCUGGUGCCAGGUGGUGAUCCCGGGGUGCCCCGUGCCCUUCAGUGGGUUCGUGUGGGUGCAGCAGGAUGGGCCAGGCUGGAGCGGGCACCAGGAGGCCAAGGUGGCGACGGCCAUGCAGAUUCUCAGGAUUUUGGGUGAGUCCUCGCACGGCGUCACUGCCAACCCCCUGCCCUUCCCAAA